AUGGACUGGCGACUUCGGCUCUUGGACUACGCGAAGGAGGCUGAAGACACAGCAGCAGGACUGGGCGCCUUCGUCAGCGAGAUUCCGCAGUAUCGUAAAGAUAUCACUGGUGAUAUUGCUGAAUUGUACGCCAUCUCCAAUGCCUUGCAAACGCUCCAAGAAGCGGUCGAGCAUCCUUGCCUUGGAAGAGCUUCCGGCCGGAUCUUGAAGGACUUGGAGAUAUGCCUCCCAAGUCUGGGCUACACUCUCGACGAUGUCCGAGAUAUGUUCAGCAAAUCGAAGAGGAAAAGGCGACUCCCUGGCGCCUUCCCUGGUACCCCGCAGUAUGCUGAGAUGUGGGAGGAUGCUCUUGCCGACUUCAAAACUCAGGGCAUAUCCCUGUCAAAUCGACUGGAGUACUAUCGUACGUAUCUGCAAGGCAUGUACGAUGAGCUGCGAGACAUUGAUCCGGGAGAGGAGAUUGACAGAAUUGAAGUCCGCCUGGAGAAGCUAUUGAAGCAACAGGAGCCUCUUGACUCAUACUUAAGCAGGCUGAAGAUACCCAGUCACAGUCCUGUCAUGACACCUGGGCCAAAACCACCUCGCAAUCCGAGACCGAAUAUCAAGAGUUUCACGUCGUACCCAACGUACAGUUAUGGGCCCGCACCGCCGCCGCCUCCACCAUCUCGUACUCCUCGUCCAGUGCCUCAGAUAUACGCUGGCAUAGGAGAGGUUCCAAUGGGAGGAUUCUUCGUACCUCCAGCCGCACCCUCCGUCCCUACGUCACCCACGUUCUCGUCCGCUUCUUCUCAAGGCAUGUCAUCACACUCCACUGACUCUGGAGGUCCAGUCGCCCACUGGGCUAUGCGGAUUUUCGACGGGCGACAUCCUUCUACUCCUUUCCGGACAUUGGGCGACGCCACAGAAUGCGCCGGGCGAGAUGAGCCGAAUGUCAUACAGAUGCUGGGUGACGAUCACUUCGAGAAAGUCUUGGAGCUGCCACUGGAGGCAACAAAUGUCUGGCUACGCCUAUAUUGUAGAUACGAGGAUCUUCGCGCUCGCAUCUUGUUCCUCACCAUGGACUCUGAUGGAACACGUAGAAGGUACUGCUUUCCGCUGACAGGACUGAAGAUCAUCCGUAAAGACUCCUGCUUGCAAAUGUGUCGCGUGAAUCGCAAGGAUGGGAGGCUAGACUUGUGGGCACGUUUGCGGUUCCCUCUGUACGAGCGCAUGAUACUCUUCUACAACACCGCUGUCGCGAUGAAGCACCAGGACCAGGCCCGUAUGGCUGACGGUCUUGAAGACAUAUUUGAUCGAGACAGGACGGAGAGACUCGAGUUCAGCAGUGAGAUCUCGGACAGCCAUUUUCUCCAUCACCUUCGUGUGUAUCAUGAUAUGGACUCUGGUGUUGUUCGCUUCGAAGCAACGCCUCGCCGGGGUCCACUGAAGGACGUGCCUAUUUGGACUGCUUUCGUCACGCAUUUCGUUGGUGACAGAAGUUGGAUGAAGAAGGUUGGUUCGACUACAGUUGUGUUCAGGCAAUUACACCCGUACGUGUUCUGUGAGGGGUACAAGGUGCCAAAGGCGUUGAAUGGUCGACAUCAGUUGAAUUUCUCCUCUUCUCAAGAUGCAAGAGACCUCAUUGAUAUCUUUCAUCAAAUCAAAGUCCGACGAUGA
Messenger RNA from Didymella exigua CBS 183.55, 1656 nucleotides. RefSeq lists its product as uncharacterized. Lineage: Eukaryota; Fungi; Ascomycota; Dothideomycetes; Pleosporales; Didymellaceae. Bases 1 to 1656 code for a protein of 551 amino acids. The record is from RefSeq and is a predicted model, not a curated record. The transcript has 3 exons.